AUGGCAGAUGUCUACAAAGAAGCCAAAAUGGGGCUUUCGUGGAUGGGGGAGGAGUACGAGGAUAGCUCUUUGACGCUCAGAAUGAUCCGAAAAUGGGCCUCACUUUCGGCGGCCAUCAAAUAUAAGCUUUCACAAGGAGAACUAUCCGCAUUUUUUGAAAACAAAUUACAAGAUGAGAUAUUCAUGCCAAGAUCUGUCACCGCUCUUAAGAACAUGCUGCACAGACUAUAUUGGCAGCGAUUACGGUGCAAUGUGGGCAUGAACUUUUACCAUUUAAUGUAG
Messenger RNA from Botrytis fragariae, 282 nucleotides. RefSeq lists its product as uncharacterized. Bases 1 to 282 code for a protein of 93 amino acids. The transcript has 2 exons. The record is from RefSeq and is a predicted model, not a curated record. Lineage: Eukaryota; Fungi; Ascomycota; Leotiomycetes; Helotiales; Sclerotiniaceae.